AUGGAGCCCGCGCCCGCCCGCUCGCCCGCGCCCCAGCGCGGCCCCCCCGCGCCCCGCGCGCCCCCCGCGCCCGCCCCGGAGCCCCUCUCCGAAGACCAGCGCGCCGGCCCCGGCCACGGCCCCCCGGAGCCAGCCACUGAGGAUGAGUUCCAGUUCCUGAACUGCCAGGGCUGCCAGACAGAAGCCAAGUGCCCCAAGCUGCUGCCUUGUCUGCACACGCUGUGCUCAGGGUGCCUGGAGGAGCAGAGUGUGCAGUGCCCCAUCUGCCAAGCCCCGAGACCGCCAGGUGCCAACACAAGGGCCUUGGAUAACGUCUUCUUCGAGAGUCUGCAGCGGUACCUGUCCAUGUACCGCCAGGUCGUGGGCCAGGAGGCCUUUUGCACCCGCUGCAAAGAGGCGGCUGACUUCUGGUGCUUUGAGUGCGAGCAGUUUAUAUGUACCAAGUGUUCUGCGUACCACCAGUGGUACGCAAAGCAUGAGAUCCGGCCCCUGGCAGAACUCCGCAGCCAGUCGGUGCGUGAGUUCCUGGAUGACUUGCGCAAGACCAGCAAUAUCUUCUGCUUCAACACCAACCACCGCCCCCCUAUUCUGACUAGCAUCUACUGCCGAGGCUGCUCCAAGCCGCUCUGCUGCUCAUGCGCGGUCCUGGACGAUGAGGACCACAACAAGCUGAGGUGCGACAUCAGCCUGGAGAUCCAGCAGAGGCAGGAGGAGCUGGAUGCCAUGACGCAGGCACUGCAGGAGCAGGAUGCAGCCUUCGGGGUGGCGCAGGCGAAGAUGCAAUCGGCUGUCAGUCAGCUGGGACACAUGCGCAAGGACGCUGAGAAGCUGAUCCGCUCACGCAUGGACCAGGUAGUAGAGCACGUGCGGGCGCAGGAGCAAGAGCUGCUGAAGGCGGUCAAUGAACGCUACCAACACAGCUAUGAACAGCUGGCUGGCCACCUGCGCCACCUGGGUGCAGUGCUGCAGCGCAUCCGCACGGGCAGUGUGCUCGUGCAGAAGAUGAGGUGCUUCGCCUCGGACCAGGAGGUGCUGGACAUGCAUGGCUUCCUGCGUGAGGCCCUCACCUCCCUGCGGCAGGAGCAACCCCCAGACCUGCAAGCUGCGGUGCACACCGACAGCUUCGAGGAGUUGAAGGUGUACCUGCAAGAUCUUGUUUCUUGCAUCAUCCAACGAACAGAUGCAGCUCUACCGAAGCAAACCAGCCCAGAGAUGGCCAGCGCCGCCAAGAACUUUAAUGACAUUGACCUGCCCGAGAAGGUGCAGGGGGUACAGGUGCAGCCCUCAGAACUGGCUGAGGCCCAACCUGUGGCUGUGGUACAGUCAGUGCCCGGGGCAUACCCUGUCCCGCUGUAUGCCUACUCCAUCAAAGAUCCCUCCUCUAGAGAGGAGGUCUCUACACCACAGAAGAGGAAGUCCUGCCAGACUGAGUGCCCCAGCAAGUUCGUCAAGAUGGAGUCUGAGGAAGAGAGAGAGGCAAGGAUGGCCUGGAGUUCCCCCGAGCAGCCCAGGCCAAGCACCUCCAAGGCAAUCUCACCACCCCACCUGGAAGGGCCUCCCCGACCCAAUAACCCUGUCGUGGGAAGUGAGGUCCUCCUGCCCAACAGCAACCACGUGACCAGCGAAGCUGGGGAGACAGAGGAGCGCAUCGUGGUGAUCAGCAGCUCAGAAGACUCAGAUGCUGAAAACUCGCCUGUGAAGCCCAUGGAGACCACCGAGCCGAGCACCGGGCCAUGCUCCUCGCCUGCCCACCCCCUGCUGAGAGCAUCAGAAGCAGCCCUCCCCUGCGGAGACCCUCAUCUGCCCCAGAGAAAACCGCAGUGGCUGUGCCUCCAGGCUGGGCCACCCCACCAAUCUGCGCCAGUCAUCAAGCAACUCAUGCAGCAUGAGAUCAACUCCCUGUUGUGCACACCACAGAGAACAGCUCACUCUCGCCGAGUCUUCCGCUUGCCCCUCACAGCGUGCCGCUUGUGGGCAUGCCCCAGCCCUGCGGUUGAGGCCACCUCCCAGGUCAUCACCCCCCGGCAUCCCAGCCCUGCCAGUCCCUGGGAAUGCACUGUUCGCCACCGCCGCAGCAGGACCAGGAGCCAACCCCGUUGCCGCCGGGGCUCCUCCCACGUAAGGCAGUGGCUCAACAAGUUUUUUUCCCUUCCUCUGGCCUCUGUGACAUCCCAGCUUAAUGCCUCUAUCAGUGGGGGGACGAGAGGAGGCAGAGCACUCCGGAUGCUUGGCACAGGACUCUCCCCUGGGGAUUCUAACAGAGCCCCCAUAGAGCAUCCUCAAAUUCAGGUCCCAUCGGAGGGCCCUCCAAAUGCUGCCCCACCUUCCCACUCUCCAGAAAGGCCCCCCACCAGCCCAGAACCCUCUUGGACCUCUGACAGCCCCUAGUGCCUCUCUCCUCAACUGCUGGCCCCUUCCUUGUAACCUUGUGGCCAGACACACAGCCCUGGCCCCUGAGCUUCCUCCAUUCUGCUGCCCAGCCCUGUCCACAGACCUGAAGGCCCAGCACACAGUAGGUGUUCAGUACACCUCGGUCGAGGAAUGAGCGGAGGGUGAAUGGCUUCCUGGACCUCCAGGUAGGGAGGCAGACUUAGGGCCUCUUUAGCGGAGAGGUCUUGAUUGAGAUUCAGGCCCUUUCAUGUCCCUGGGCCUCUUCCCUCACCCUCGGCUCCUCCCACCGCCCCACCCCCACCAGCCUUUCCAUGAGGCCUCUGCCAGGAUCUAAACCCAUGUUGGCAGGGACUGUGUCUACCCCAGAACUUUGCAGACAUGGCUGCUCAAUAAAUAUCUGUUGAAUGACCACCCUUGCAAACCUUCUUCCACGACCCUCAAGUUCCCCGCUGCGCUGAGCUUUUCGCUGCAGGUGGCUUUUGUCCUCUCCCUGCUCAGAAACUCAGUUCUCCUGGGGGACUGCCGUGUUCUCUUUCCACCACACCCUGUGAGCAUCAGAGACAGUGGGAAGGCCCAGGGCUUCUGUGUCUUCUGGACUGUUCCAGCCCCACCAUCUGUGCUGGCUAGCUCUCCACUCCCCUAGUUCUGGUGCCUCCUCCUCACCUCCCUUCUGGGAGGCAGCUGCGCCUUCCACUCCAGGAAGGCUGCGUAGCCCUCAGACAGCAGGGGAGCUGUCAGGACAUCUGACAACAGACCUACCUGCACAGGGGACAUCCUUUCCCCUGUCCCUUCUGUUAGGGUGGAGGGCACAGCACCCCCUCUUCUAGCCUGGUCUCAGCACCCCUGCCUCCUUGGGAGCCUCACUCUGUCCCCCCACCGUCAUCUGCGCCUUCAAAAACCUCCACUUCCUUCUGAGGCAAUUCAGUUCCCUGAAGAAAGUCUUCCCCAGCCUGGAAUCCUGCAGCCCACGGUCCUCUUCAGUGACGGUGCUCCUGCACUCCCUGGUCUCCGCCCUGCCUGGGCACUGCAGCCUUCCUCACCCCACUUCCGGGCCCAGCCCCCAGGCCCACGAGCCCAUGUCCCUGCUGCCAAGGCGGGGCAGUCACCUUCAGGCCUUGCUCUUGGUCAAGCCACCUCCCUGCUCCCUCGAGGGCCAGCUUCCCUUCUGCUCUUCCCCCUCCUCUCAAGUCUCAGUUCUUUUCAGUGCUACCGCACUUCUGGGCCUGGUUCUGGUUCUGGGCCUUUUUCUCUUCCCACGUCCUCCCACCCCGAUCUCGGUCACACUGUGGCCUCAGGGACGGGCUGCGUCCCAUGAGGUCAGCGCUUGCUCCCACCAGAUAGGCCAGCAUCGCCUGGGCCCCGCUCCGUGGGCGCCGCUCGGAGGGAGACCCUGCAUCGUGUCUCACAAUCCACCGUCUGCCAGUUGCCAUCCGAGACCCCAGUGCUGCCCGGACACGGCCGCGCUGACAGUCAAUUGUUGUGUCUUGUUCUAAAUUUCUCUGAAAUCUGGGCACCUUUUCCAUCUCAGAAUCUCGCAAAAAUUAAGAGAACAGCCAACUCUAGGUGAGAGGAACCGUGGGAGGGGAAGAGAGGAAAGGAUUAGCGCUGCCUGUAGAGGAUUAGCCUGCCUGUAGUCCUGGCAGACUCUUGAGAGCCAAGGUGGGGGCCUGUAGUCCCUGCAGACUCCUGAGAGCCAAGUGGGGGCCGUAGUCCCUGCAGACUUCCUGAGAGCUAAAGCGGGGUUGGGGGGCGGAGGGCCGGAACUCUCAUAUUCGGGAGUUGGGGACCAAGGUGUCUGCCUACAGCUCAGCUGCGAGCAUGGAGUCACCAGUGAUGGUGGGAAAGCACGUCCGGGUUAUCAAGAAUGAAGUAAUUAGGAGCAGCUGCUCGCCCGGUAGAUCGGGGCUGAAGCGCGGAGAGGGCCGCCAGCCACGGCUUCUGUGCGGGCGUCUGCAGACAGCGUGUGUUUUAAAUGAACCAGUUUGCAGGCGUCUCAGACGUUUGAGGGUGGGGGACAGGAAUGCGAGAGAAAACAAAUAAGGUCCUCCUUGUGUAUUUCUGACCCACCUUUCGUGCCUGCUUCCAGACCCCAGGCACCCCUGGAGCGCCACAGCAGGUGCCCACGUCCCCACAGCCGUCUCCACGACCUUUAUCUGACUUCCAAUGUGUAAAAAUUACAGAAUUCUGGCCUGCUGAGAUGCACACUCACCGUGCAUGCCAGGGAGUGUAGGCCCCUGCUCGGCCUCUCCAGUGUCAGCUGCCUAAUCCACCCUCCUCCUGGCGGUGGCAGGGCUGGGGCUGGCCUGACUGGCUGACUCCAUGGAGCCACCAAGCAGGAGUGCUCUGUGGGGGACCCUGCUGGAAGACACAGGGGGGCUGCAUUCCUUGGCAGAGACCUGAGCUGAGGACUCUCUUAAAAAUGGGGGUGAGUCAGCAGGGCCUCUCCCAAGCAGAAGAAGACAAAUGUUCUCACUCAGUCUCGAGUCAGGAGACAGCUCCAGUGCCCCUGCCAAAUGGAAGUUGGGGGCAACCCCUGCGGGAAGUGGCAACAGAACGGGGGCCUGUGAGUAGCCACAGCUGGGGCAGGGCCUGAGGCAGUGGCCACAGAGAGCUCAGGGGUCCUCAGGUGAGCUAGUGGAACAGUGUAGUUCAUCUGUGCGCAUGAGAUGCCUUCUAGACGAUGCGAGGGCUGGUGUUUUGUGUCUGCCCCAAAUAGCAAUGGCAUGUCUUGCCAAAGUGAUCUCUGUUGGUGUUUGAGCUGAGGUGCUGAGGAAGCUCCCUGGGAGCUGGGGGCUUGGGCUAAGCAUUCAUGGCAGAUUUCGAGGGACAGCUUCGGGUGAGUGGGUGCUUGGUACUGAUGUCAGAGUCUGGCUCCUGUUUGAUUGAUAAUGAAACAUGGGAUGAAUCUGCAAUUAGGACAGUUGUUAACCCUGGCUGCACACUGGAAUCACUUGGGGGUGGAGGGGGAAGGUUAACAGUGACAGAUUCUUGCAUCCCAUCCUGAGAUUCUGAUUCAAUCAGUCUUGACUGUAACCUGGGCAUCAGGGUCAUUUUUAAAUUCUAUUGAAAGCUACCAAUGCAUAACCAAGGUAGAGAACCAGUGGUGUGAAGGAUUUAGUGAGCACCUGUAGCAGAGAUGCUGCUCCUGCGUGUCUGCCGUGAGCCGGGCGACGCGUGCAUGCUGGGAGAGGACACGGUGGGGAAGGGAGCGCUGGAUCUUCCCAGGUGAAUCGCCUAGAUUUUGGGAGGGUGAUAAAAAUGUCCACCAGCGGCUUCCCGUGAGCACCCUCGGUACUGCCAGUAGACCUGCUGUUUUGAGGUGGGAUGUGGUUGACCUGUAACGGAGACAACUGAAGUUAGAGCUCGUGAGCCAGAGUGAAUGUGUACCCCAAAGAAAUCCUGGAUCCCUGAGAAACAGCCCCUUAGCCCACUGUAAUAAAGAUUGCAUCUUUCAAAGACUAUUCGAGGUGAUUUGACUCCUAACUCUCAGCAGCUCUUCUUACAUUCCUGCAGCUCUCAUUCUCUCGCACUAGGCCCCUAAAGCAUUUCCCUGCUUUUCCCUUUCCAAUCCCCACAGCCCACACAUGGCCCCUGGCCCCUGCUUGCUUUACUUCGCACUCCCUCUCACCACCCAAUUCCUUUUCCUGGAAGCAAACUCAGCCUUUUCUAGUCCUUGGGUUCUGAUCUCUGCCACUGUCCCUCCCUGUGCUCCCCGCUUAGACAUACACACACACACACACACACACACACACACACACACUCUUGAGGAGCAGGAUGUGGGGGUGGAACCUGAGGGGGUCUUUAAGUGCUGCCUGUCUACAGUGCUAGCACUUCCAGUUGGCCUUCAAGGCAGGGAGGGCGAGUUGGGUUUCCAGCUGGUUUCUAGUGGGGGUGCAGUGGGAAGCUCCAGUGAGAGAGCCCUGUGGAGAGCUGCACAGCAUGGAAGGUCCCCAGGGCAAGAAGGAUCUUGGAAGAAGAGGAGUCGGGACUGGAAGAUCCAGCCUUCCCUCCAGUGGCUAGUUCUGCAGAGAGUGUCCUUUUACUGAGGGGGCCAGUAGGAUCUUCAAGGGACGUGUCUGUGACUGUAAAAGAGAAAAUGACUCCAGGACAAUGGGUGAUGGCCAGGAUAAAUGACUCCAGUAGAAAGAUGGGGAGCUUGCCCAAAGAUGCAGCUGUCCUGCUCUCCAGGGAGCUCAACUCUCGGAAGGUCUGAUCCAAAGAGACGACUAUGACUUGAAGGCUGCAGAAAUUGCUAGAAGGAAGGAAACAGGUGGAAGCACAGGGCCACAGCAUAGGCUUUUGCAGUUAUCUUUGGAGCAAAGGGAGGGAAGAACAGAAAAGACCCAGGUGCCAUGUCAGCGGGUAGCAGGGAGGGCCCAGCCAAGGAGAGGGCGCUUGAGUGGUUGGCAAGAGAGAGCUGAGGCCCCGGGAGGACAUAACAAGGGGAGUCCAGCUCUUUCCACCAGCUUCCUUGCUGGUGGAGGACACCACUGCCUUGUGAACAGAAUGGGCACUGGGAGACUGGAGGUGGGGAACAACUGGGUUCUCCCACAGGGAGGCAGUUAGGCCUGCAGUCCACCAGACAGCCACUGCCAGGAAGAUGCCACAGAAGGCUCCUUGCAGAGAGGCCAGGAAGCUGUGGCAGUGAGACAGACACUCAGUGCCAGAGGUGCAGGGUCAGCCCUUGAUGCCUGUUGGAACCAAUGAGAUGGGUAGCAAGGCUUUUGACAGUCUCUUAUAAGGUCCUUAUGUCUAAAGUCCUAGAACUCACAGCGUCUGUAAGCAAAACCAGCUCCAACUGGAUUCCCAGUGUAUUAGCCACUGAAGAAAGGUGACGAGGAGCCUGCGGUAGGGCUAUGAAAUACAGAGUAAAAAUCAGCCAGACCUAGGAAAGUCCAGUACAUUUUAAUUGUGGUUAGUAAUGACUUCACUUUGGGCUGAAAUUUUGGAUAAACAAAUGUUUUGCCUGGAGAAUAGGAGGGGCUAGAAGUUAUCCCCAGACCAGAGAGAUUAGCCAGAGGCCAGGCUUUCUGGAGGCCUCCGGUUGCCCCAGGUGGGGCCACCUAUCACCCAGCCAGAGGAGACAGUCCAUGAAGAGAAAAGAAUGCAGUUGCUUUGCUCUGGUCUCUAGCUAAUGUCUGCAGGUGGCAUUCCAGGAGGUUCUGAGUAGGCCACCAAACACUGAAUGUAUAGGUUUGGCUGCUGUGCAUAUGAGCAAUUAACACCAUAUCAUCAGAGACUGACCUCCCUCUGAAGCCCAAGCUCCUCAGGCAACUCUCAGCUAUGAAUCCCUUCCCCACCUCUAGCUCGAGGCCUUUGUGUUCUGGCCUUGACCCUGGGGGGAGUCUCUGUGUACAGACUGGAGCAGCCUCUGAACUUGGAACAGCAAAUUUCUGAGUGUUUUUCCCCACUGCUCCCCCUACCAGGCUGUGUCCACCUAGAUGUGGCUUUCUUGAGGUGGGCAGGACAAUAGGGACCUCACUUGGCUUUAGCAACUAGAAAAGCCCUGCUCCCGGUCCCUUCUAGAGAACCAUCUGGGCUGCUGGAUGUGGCUCCCCCUCCUGUCCCAGAUUCAUAUUUCUUCUGAGUCUUUUCAAAGAAGAGCUACCUGAGCUACCUGCUACCUGAGUAGCAGACACCUCCAGCCCUGCCCACCAUGACCUGAUUCUUGCCUGAGCCUCUGUCAGUACCGCUCGCCCAUGCCCACACUUGCUCAUGGGUUCUUGCAUUUGCACAUACACUGGUGUCAACACGGCUUCGCAGAUUCUCACACACACACACACACAUACACACACACACAGAGUUGACAUUGGUUUUCAUUUUCACACUUGCAUUUUCAUUCACAUUUGCCCACAUGCUCUCAUCCUCGCACCUGUUCCUGCGUGUGCAUUGGUUCACACGCGACCCUCAUGCGUGCACAUGCAUGCUCACAUCUGUCCCAGCUCACACAUCUCUUGCACACACGUUCUCUUUCCCAGUGAUGUGCUCACUCUCAAGUGCAUGCAGGGGCCCCAGCUGUGACUUGCUUGCAUCCCUGCUCCCACAUUCGGGCACACAUGCCCACAAUACCUGCUCUCCGGCAUCUGCGCACAUGGCCAGUGUGCUCCCUCUGGCACUCUGACUGCUGACCUGUCUGUUUUUCUGUG
Messenger RNA from Talpa occidentalis (Iberian mole), 8537 nucleotides. RefSeq names its product PML nuclear body scaffold (gene PML). Gene Ontology annotation, cellular component: chromatin; nucleoplasm; PML body. NCBI's taxonomy places the organism in Eukaryota, Metazoa, Chordata, Mammalia, Eulipotyphla, Talpidae. The coding region runs from base 1 to 2388 and encodes 795 amino acids. The record is from RefSeq and is a predicted model, not a curated record. Gene Ontology annotation, molecular function: ubiquitin-protein transferase activity; zinc ion binding. Gene Ontology annotation, biological process: PML body organization; positive regulation of DNA-templated transcription; intrinsic apoptotic signaling pathway in response to DNA damage. The transcript is spliced from 8 exons.